This is a messenger RNA of Symbiodinium necroappetens, 624 nucleotides long. NCBI's taxonomy places the organism in Eukaryota, Dinophyceae, Suessiales, Symbiodiniaceae. The record is from the annotation of a GenBank genome assembly.
GAGUGGCUGGAGGAGAGAAUGGAUCGCCUUACACAGAUGAUCCUCCGCCAGGAACAGACCUUAUCGGCUCUCCGUCAGGACCUGAUGCUCUAUCUCUUCGGCGAGCAGGGCAUGAUACCGAUCUUGUGUCAGGAGGAAGCGCCAGAGAAGUUGGGAUACUCCCUCAAACUAGCAAUGUUCAAGCAGUUGAUGAUCACGUUGCAGGAGCGGCUCACAGAAACAUCGAAGAGCCCACAGGCAAUGGACCACGCCAAAUCCCUCAACUGGGUAGACCCGGAGGGCUGCUGGAGGAUUCUCAAAUGGAAUGGGGCAAAGCAGAACCUCGAGAUCGACCCCUCAGUUCAGGCAACCUCCACCGAGAACCUCCUGAGCCAGAUUGUGCAAGUCCGCAAGGCCAUCAACGAGACAUCGCUAAUUCGGUUCAAGUCUAUUCGACGGCUGACGGAGGGGGUAAAAACGGAAUGGGUGACCUUCCAGAUCUUCGUGUCUCUUCGCCAAGAGGGCUCUCCGAUCUGGAGUGCUCUGACUUCGUGGAUUGGACAGGCAGCCUUCCACACGAUAGGAUGCAGAUUGAGGCGCGAUCGGCCACAGUACGAUGCACUGGCGGCCAGUCUUUGGGGAUGA